Rhipicephalus microplus (southern cattle tick) is the source of this 2563-nucleotide messenger RNA. Its product is annotated as glycerophosphocholine cholinephosphodiesterase ENPP6. The record is from RefSeq and is a predicted model, not a curated record. Lineage: Eukaryota; Metazoa; Arthropoda; Arachnida; Ixodida; Ixodidae.
CUGCGACUCCCGGGCGGCCGUUGAGCAGACCGAGCGAGGGGUGCUUUAUUGCACAAAGCGCUGCCGCAGCAGCAGCAGCGCAGAUAGCGCUCGCACAAUCGCACGGACGAGGCGCUAUGUGCCUAUUUGCGGUGGCGCAGUCAACCGCGUUUCGCGGGUUAUACCCAUCAUGCGUUCGCUGGCCAUGGGACCUACGGGCGAGUGAGGAGGCGUGUCGCCUCGUGUACCAACGGUGGUGAGGUGUUCCCUUUGCCCCCGAUCCUCCUCUAUCAACGCUAACCUCCUCUCCCCGACGCCAGCACACCUAGCUGUUACGUACUCCUCCGAGCACGAGAUAGGAACCGCCGCAUCCAAGGGGCUAGUUGCGCUACCGGUGAAAGCAGUUAGCGUCUCUGACGUGCUUUCGCGCAAACCUGAGUUUUCCCGCUUAACCGAUUCGCCAGUUUCGAGAGAAUCUCGUCGCUUUCUCGAGGCCAUCGUAUCGUUGCUUCUUCGGCAAUAAGUCCUGAAAUAGCCACAGACCUGCGUUUUGUGGAUAGCCAUACCCGUCGGGCUCGAAAAUGAGCCCACCACGGCUAAUAUCAUCGCACAAAGUUGCGUCUUCUCGCCUUGUCGACAGCGCCUUUCGCCUUCUACUGGUGUCCGCACUCGUCCUCUGCGGGUCCCACGCGGCCUCUGUGGCGAGCCCGGGUCGACCCCGCGUGGUCCUCAUCCUGGUGGAUGGCGUGCGUUGGGACUACCUGUCCGAAUCGGACCUGCCGGGCUUCGGCGAACUCGCCAAGACGGGAGUGAAGGCCGAGUACGUGGUGCCCAUCAUGCCGGCCAACUCGUACCCCAAUUGGUACAGCAUCGUCACGGGUCUGUACGGGGAGCGGCACGGUUUCGUGCAGAAUUACAUGUACGACGAUCAGUACGACGACUUCUUCAUGAUGGCGCCCCACCCGAAUGCGUCGCACCCGCACUGGUGGAACCACGCUGAACCAGUCUGGGUGACGGCCGAGAAAAAUGGACUCCGCACGGGCAUGUACUGGUGGGACGGCUGCCAGGUGGAAAUACGAGGCUCCAGGCCGUCCACAUGCAUUCCAUACAGGGGUUACUGGCAGUGGCCUACGGUUGAAAACGAUACUAAAAGCGCACUAUCUGGAAUAGUGGAGAAAUUCAAACAGAAUACGCUCGACUUUGCACUUGUUUACUACGAAGCCGUCGAUGCAGUAGGACAUGCCAGUGGUCCUGAUUCUAUGGAGCGAAGAGAAGCACUCAAGAGUGCCGACAACGUCAUAAAACACCUGCUUGACGAAGCCAAAAGGCAAAACAUACGUGAUCAGCUCAGUCUCAUCGUGGUGUCUGACCACGGCAUGACCGACACCAGACCGGAGAAGUUUCACCUGAUCGACAUUGAGCCGCACAUCGAUGCCAAUGAUCUCCAUUCCAUGCUCGAUGGUGGGUCGUUCGUUAUGCUUCGGCCAUACCCGGACAAGAUUGAUAAGGUUUAUUCCAAGCUGAAAAGCUUGAACAUAAAGGGCCUGAACGUUUUUAGGAAGGAGGAGUUGCCUGAUUUGUACCACCUGAAAGAGACUCACUUGACGCAACCCAUUGUGCUCACCGCAGAUCCUGGAUACCAGAUCAAGAAGCUUCAAGGGACGGACAAGCAGGUGCCACAAUCAAAUAAGAUAUACAAUGGAAACCAUGGCUACGACCCUAUGAAGCUGGAGGACAUGCGUGCCAUCUUUUUAGCCACUGGCCCAGGACUGAAACAGGGCUUCCAGAACGGACCGGUGCGCAUGGUAGACCACUACAACGUCAUCUGCCGGCAGCUGGGCAUCAAGCCACUCGAAAAUAGCGGCAGCCAAGAUAACGUGCAGGGAAUGUUUGUCGGUGGAGCCAGCGGAAGCAGCACGGCCGUUUCACUCUCUCUCCUGGUUGUGCCCAACAUCUUACUGGCGGCGCGCAGUUACCUGUACCACUAGACAGUUAUAUUACACCGGGCCUAGCGGGAUAGCGGUAUCGUAUAGUACGCAUACGCAGAUAUGUACGUUAUUCAUACCGCUUGCCGUACGCGCGCUACCUUUAAGAUAUACCGUUACCAUGUUAGCGUGGUGUACGUAGUGUACGCAAACAUGGCGGCGCUUGCGGACGCCCGUUUCGAAGUGAUUUUGGUGUAUAGUUGUCGAAAAAUGCACUUCGUAGCGAACGACUGUUUAAAUUGGUUUCGCUUGGCUUCAGUUAGCUUCGAUGACAGGGCAUCACGGAUAAGCUAGCGUGAUUUUUGACAUACUUUCCCAUUCAUCUCGAACGUCUCUAGGCCUAACUAGAUCGUUGUAAGCAAAUCGGCAACAUAAAUGCUUUCGCGUUUGGUGCGUGGUUCAAAUUCGUUUACUUCUAUUACUUCUAAAAUGAAUUUGUAACAAUUCUUCGUGCGGUGACACAGGCAAAACAUUCUCAUUUGCUUUUACUUUUAAGUGUUUUUUUUUAACUUAUCGACUCUCCGAUAGGUGCUGUUACCAUCCUAUCUUAUAGACACUUAAACCACGUAAACGCUAUCCCGCUAAGUUAUAAGACACUG